AAAUAAGAGUAAAUACUAUGAAUUACAUGAGGGGUGUGGCUUCACUCAGUCAAUUCUUUUGACUGGGCACAGGUGAGUCCUCCAUGCGCUCUGCUGACGGCUCCUCCCAGACAGUCUGCAGGAGGUGGUCCAGUCAGUCGCUGCCAUUUAAGACACCAAGGACCUCUCUCUAAUGAGUUGUUAGGGGCCGGGAAUGUAAUUUCAUAUCUUCAGUCCUGCUGUAGUCGUGAGCUUUGCUGUUCUAUUAUAAUGACUAGGUUUGAUGAGUUCAGCAGGAUAAGCAUAGUUUUUGUGACAAUGUUUUGGCUUUUAACUUUUAAAGGUGCAUCCUGUCAACUCAUGGUUUUCCCUGUUGGUUCCAGUCGGGUCACUUCAGCAGCUGGGGACAACGUGACCCUGGCUAUAUCCUUCAGUGGCACCUCCGACCCCACUGUUGCCUGGUUUAUGGAAAAUCUAUCUGUCGUUGUGUGGACUGUUACCUCAGCUACUCCCCCGGUCGUAGCUGAAAGCCUGAUGAAGGUCGUGAGGCUGGAGUCAAAUGGAUCUCUUACCUUACUUAAUGUGACGCUUAACUAUACCAGUAACUACACAGUUGAAAUGACAAAACCUGGACUGAGUAAAGCUGUGACAAGUUUUACUCUGACUGUAUUUGAAAGGCCGGCAGGCGACCCGGUGUGCUUUAUCCAAACGGUGAAUCGCUCCAGCCUGCAGUAUGAGUGCCAGUGGCCAGGUGGAGUCCCUCAGGCCAACCUGACUUUCCCACAGCUAAACAGCACCAGCAGCGGAGUGGGGAACUUCAGUCUAUCUGUCCCAGCCUUCACUCACCUUGACGGGAAAGCUGUCACAUGCAACGCAAGCCACCCGACUGAAGCAAAAACCUGCACUGUUACUGCAAGAAGUCCAGCGGAUUUCCUUCCAGCUGUUAGGAUCACACCUGGCCCUGACAACCAAACAUGGGUCUCCAUCAGCUGCGUCAGCGCCGCCUCGCCUGAGGCCGCGGUGACGUGGAGCCGAGGCGGCGCCGCGCUCACCAACGGCACCGUCUACCAGAUGAGCAGCGACGCCACGCAGAUCCGCAUCCGAGUCAGCAACGUCAGCAGCCUCCUCCUCCUCAACUACAGCUGCACCUGCUUCAACCCUCUGGGCAACCGGACGAGAGACGUUCAGCUACUAGUCCGUUUCCCUCCUCCUCUCGCUCCUUCGAGUGAUCUCCCUCAUGCUCACGUGCCUCCUUCUCCAGGACCAUCCAUCUCACCUUCCACUUUGGUCUGUAAUAAAGAUGGAACCAGCGUCGCGUUGAGCUGGGAGACACCACCAGCGUCUGUUGUUACAGGGUUUGACAUUCAAAUGAUGGGAUCAGACACCAACUCAUACAGCACCGUCGGGCAGGAACCAGGCAGCGCUCGGGCCGCCAACAUCUCCGCCCUCAGCCCCCACCUGGCCUACCGCUUCCGGGUCGUCCCCAAAGCGCUAAUGAUUGAAGGAGCGCCUUCCAUGGACUGUAAAGUCGGUCAAAGUAAUGGCCCUGUCGUUGCCGGCCUCGCAGCUGGAAUCCCCUGCAGCCUCGUCCUCCUGCUGCUGCUGGGAGGCCUCAUUUACCUCUACGUCCACUGCAGCCGCAAGAAAAGUCGACAACCUCGAUACCCGAAGUCCAGAUCCGCUGAGAAGGCAGUGACAUCAUCCCACUCAGUCGUACCUCGUAAUCACAUGCGGCGCGGAGGGCUGAGGUGUCCCCCCGAUUACAACACAUCACAGCAGACUCCUUCUGAAAGAUCAGUGUCCCUCCCGAGGUUUGCUCCUCCACCGCCUGUCAGAGUUGCAACAACUGUAUGAACGCUAACAUCAGCUUUGAAUGUAAAUAGCUUCAGAUUUUUGUCGCAUUACUCCAUAAAAUUGUAUGAAUUCA
Molecule: messenger RNA, 1906 nt
Organism: Betta splendens (Siamese fighting fish)
Lineage: Eukaryota; Metazoa; Chordata; Actinopteri; Anabantiformes; Osphronemidae
Gene: vsig10l
Product: V-set and immunoglobulin domain containing 10 like
Exons: 10
Coding region: 250-1833 (527 amino acids)
Molecular function (GO): protein binding
Source: RefSeq, a predicted model, not a curated record